Messenger RNA from Colias croceus (clouded yellow), 566 nucleotides. Its product is annotated as cuticle protein 7-like. The transcript has 4 exons. NCBI's taxonomy places the organism in Eukaryota, Metazoa, Arthropoda, Insecta, Lepidoptera, Pieridae. Bases 56 to 487 code for a protein of 143 amino acids. The record is from RefSeq and is a predicted model, not a curated record. Gene Ontology annotation, cellular component: extracellular matrix.
CUCAUUUGAUGCUCACCUUGCUAUAUUAUCGUAUAAAAUUGGUAAAUCUGAUGUGAUGUGCUCAGUUUCAUUUUCAAUAUACACGAAGGAUCCAAAUACGUGUAAAAUGUUUACAAAGGUAAUUUGUUUCGCUUCGGUGAUCGCCGUCGUCUUCGGUAAUUACCACCAUGUGGCGUAUUCAGAACAGAGUAUGUCGAAACGUGAUGACCACCCAGUAGUCGUGCCUGUUGGAGGUUACCAUGGACACGGACACGCGAUUGACUAUCAUACGCAUCCUAAGUACGAGUUCGGUUACAAAGUAGUGGACACAUACACUGGAGACAUCAAAUCUCAACAAGAGCACAGAGAUGGUGACGUCGUAAAGGGAAACUAUGCGUUCCAUCAGCCGAACGGUGUUGAGAGAGUUGUCAACUACUAUAGUGAUGACCACAGAGGAUUCCAAGCCGAUAUUAAAUACGGACACAUCAGUCCCCGAUACGGACAUUAAUUAUUAAUCUAUUUAUAUGAUAUGUCUAAGAGAUUUUAUGUGCAAAAUUAUAAAUAAAUAAAAAUUUGCUAUGUAAAAA